ACACAGUUCUCUCGCACGCCAGGCCAUCCCAGCCCAGGCAGUGACACGAAUCUAUAGGCCCCGUCUGCGCGCAACAAACGCACAAACCAGCUCGUCAGUUGGACACAUCCACGGAGAGAGAGGGAUCCCGGGCUAGGGUUUAGGCAGCGCGAGAGAGGUCGGCAUACGCGAUGGGUGCGGCGGGAGACGAGAAGGCGGCCGCGGCGGCUGGGGGCGGAGCCGCCGAGGGCGAGGCGGCGGUGGACUCCAAGGACCUGCAGCAGCAGAGCAAGGCGCUGGACAAGCUCACCGACCGCGUCGAGGACCGGCAGCUCGACUCCUCCCGAGUCCAAUCCGCCAUGGCAGCUCUUGCUUCAUCUAAAGAAGCCGAUUGGAAUGCCAUGAGACUGAGGGAGAAAGAAUUAGCUUCUGUCAAGAUCAAUCCUACUGAUGUUGAAAUUAUUGCUAAUGAGCUUGAGUUGGACAAGAAGAUUGCAGAGAGAACACUCCGAGAGCACAAAGGUGAUGCUGUAGCUGCGAUCAGGUUCUUGCUUCGCUAAUUCUGACACGAAUCGCCAGCAUUCAGAUGAUUUCCUUCAGUCCGUACAAUGUGAAGCAGCUCUACUUUCCUAUACCUGUUUCGGGAAUCUUUUUGUACCGCAAUGAAACGAUCAUACUUGUCAUCCAUGCAAAACCUCUCUUUCCAACAUGUUUGUGAACUGGUCCCUGCUAUUCUCCUCUAAAAAACUGAAGGUUUACCCAGGAGUCCGUUGUUAUUUAUUCGAGAUUUUCCCGUGCCUGC
Molecule: messenger RNA, 781 nt
Organism: Phragmites australis (common reed)
Lineage: Eukaryota; Viridiplantae; Streptophyta; Magnoliopsida; Poales; Poaceae
Exons: 4
Coding region: 171-539 (122 amino acids)
Biological process (GO): negative regulation of apoptotic process; protein stabilization
Source: RefSeq, a predicted model, not a curated record